AUGCUAUCAACGAUGCCAAGGGCACAAGUCUCGCCUACUGAUGACAAGUCAAUGGUGCCUCGUCUCAAUGGUGCUCUCUCACCGUUACAUACACGUCGUGGUGCUUGUGGUGGUGAUAUGGCAAUCUCUGUAAGACCGGACUUUGCCACAUACGAUCUGUAUCCAUUCAAAACUUGGCUGGAUGAAGUUACGCAAGGAGAAGGUCUUCGUCGUUUAUGCGACAAUACGAUGCAAUUACAAGAAGAAUUGGAUAAGAUGCUGGUUCAUAACAUCGAUCAUCAGAGGAAACUUGCUGGUGAGUUGCAGUUCCAAACUACAGGAGAAUACCCAGCAGAUGAUAUUUCAAAUCGACUCAUGCCUAAGGUUCAACUUCUCGAUCAUAAAGUGGCAAGUGCUAGUCAACGUAGAGAACGCACUGAUAAAUCGGUUUUUGAUGAAGAAUUCGAACAAGAGAGCGUUAACAGUGGUGAUGAUUUUGGUUGGCCUCCGUUGGAUUUACCUCGCAAGCUGUGGGUUUGGUUAAGGCAGUAUAUCGAUCCAAUCGAUGAGGACUUUAUUGUGAGCUGGAAACAUGAAAUUAUGGAUCGCUUUAUGCCUGAAAACAUGGCAAAACUCCAUGAGAUGGGAAGUGGUAAAAAAGUAAAAAGUGUUCAUUUAAUUGGAUCACGUGUACGUAAAACGUCACUGAAUGCAAAAUAUUCUCAAGAAAUGCAAUACGAAAUGAGAUAUCCAAAUAUAAUUAAAAGUCAAACAAUGCCAACAUCUCAAACAUCUGUGUCACUUAAAAGAUUAUCUAGUAUAGACCAUAAUAGAAAUCUGGUAUCACCAAAUAAAAGAUCUCGAUUGUCAUCAGUUACAUCUCCAAAAGUUUUGCCACUAAUGGAUGACCUUGUGAAAGCAUAUUUUGAUGAACAAGCAAUCGAUCAUCAUUCCUUUCAAAACGGUGUCCUCGAUGUCGGUGAAAAGCGUAAAAUGAUGACAAGGAAAGAUUCAGUAUUGAAUGGGAAUAGUAAAAUUGUGAUGGAAAGCUUAAAAAGAGUCAAAAAAGAGGCCGAGGAUGAUUAUGGAACUGAAGAGAUGUUGGUGAACGGCACUUCUGAAACGAGCACGAACGGUGUUGGUAUUGCUGAAUGUGCACAUACGCUAGCCAAACUCGGAUAUGCACUCAAAAAACACCUCGGAAAGAGUGAAUUCAGUCGGAAGCAAGGAAGUAGUGAAUCAUCUGAUUCGGAAGAGGAGAUUUCCAUCAAUAAUGCUGUCGAAGAAUAUGAUCAGGAUGAGGUGUCGUUGGCGUUGAAAAAGUGCCAGAAAGAGCUAUGUGAACAUGAGCAAGAAUACAGAAAUUUGAUAGGAAAGGUUUGGAAUCGACUUUUAGCAAAAUUUAUUCGGGACAAACGCGAAGCUGCUCUCAAUAAAGCGUCUAGAGAGUUAUACGAUGUGUAUGAUAAAUAUUAUUGCGAUUAUCAGUCAGACGAACCAAAAAAUGAACGUCAGAGAAGUGAGUGUCGUGCUGCAAUGCAGAAAUAUAUAACUGCAUGUAAUCGUUUUUAUAAUUUGCGUAAAAUGAAAACAAGUGAAGAAUGA
Molecule: messenger RNA, 1584 nt
Organism: Anisakis simplex (herring worm)
Lineage: Eukaryota; Metazoa; Nematoda; Chromadorea; Rhabditida; Anisakidae
Source: the annotation of a GenBank genome assembly